This is a messenger RNA of Meloidogyne enterolobii, 1110 nucleotides long. NCBI's taxonomy places the organism in Eukaryota, Metazoa, Nematoda, Chromadorea, Rhabditida, Meloidogynidae. The record is from the annotation of a GenBank genome assembly.
AUGAAUAAACUUUCUGGUUAUAUUUCUUUAAUGGAUGUUGAGAAAAGAGCUUUAGAGAUAAUGCCGUUAUCAGUGAAAGGAUAUUAUGUUAGUGGAGCUGAUGAUGAAGAAACGGUACGAGAGAAUCGAGAAGCUUUUCGGAAUUUUCUUCUUCGUCCAUUGGUCCUUCGGGAUGUCAGCAUUUUAGAUACAUCCGUUCACUUUUGUUUAAAUACCCCCUCAAAAUCAGCAAUACAAAAAAUACGAGAAUUCAAAUUCCCCUAUCCUAUCGGAAUUGCACCUACAGCUUUUCAACGAAUGGCACACGAUCAAGGAGAAAUUGCAACUGUUAAAGCUGCCAGUGAAAUGGAUGUACCUAUGAUUUGUAGUACACUAUCAACUACUCCUUUAGAGGAAGUGGCAAAAAAUGCUAGUGAUAAUGCAACUAUUUGGUUUCAAUUAUAUAUCUACAAAAAUCGAGCAUUAACUGAAAAACUCGUUCGGAGGGCAGAAAAGGCAGGGUUUUCUGCAUUGGUUUUAACAGUUGAUGCGCCCCAUUUUGGCAGAAGAAGAGCUGAUGAAAGGAAUGGAUUUAAAUUGCCUGAACAUUUAAGAGUUGCAAAUUUCGAGCAGGAAUCUAAAUUUGCAGAUAAUGAUGGGGCUUCAGGAUUGACUAAAUAUAUUAUUUCAAACUUUGAUCCAACUUUAAAUUGGGAAGUUCUUCGAUGGUUGGUGGAUUUUAGUAUUUUGCCAGUAAUAGUUAAGGGAAUUAUGAGAGGAGAUGAUGCACUUUUGGCUAUUGAAGCGGGGGCUGCAGCAAUUGUUGUUUCGAAUCACGGGGGCCGUCAAUUAGACUGUUGCAUGUCUACGGUGGUAUUUGUUGAUGGAGGUUUUCGAACCGGAACUGAUAUUUUCAAAGCAUUAGCAAUUGGUGCCCAGUUAGUAUUUAUUGGACGUCCAAUUAUUUACGGAUUAGCUAUUGGGGGUAGAGAAGGUGUAAAACACGUACUUAAAUUGCUUAAAACUGAAUUUGAUUAUGCAAUGAGGUUGUCUGGCUGUGCUACAAUUUCGCAACUUCGUUCUCAUAAAGAUAUUGUUAUUUAUCGAAAUAGAUUUUUUUCAAAGCUUUGA